Messenger RNA from Moesziomyces aphidis, 552 nucleotides. NCBI's taxonomy places the organism in Eukaryota, Fungi, Basidiomycota, Ustilaginomycetes, Ustilaginales, Ustilaginaceae. The record is from the annotation of a GenBank genome assembly.
AUGUUUGGACGCAUCUUUCAUCUGCUUUUCGAUGCCAUGCUGGUGAGCGUGGCGCUGUCCGGGAUCAAGCGAAGCACGGGCUUGACGCCAGCGGUUUCGCGGAUGCCGAACAAGGAUCUGCGCAACUUGAUGCGCAUCUACCUGGAAGCGGGCGAAUGGAUCAUGGACUUUUCUGUGGUGAUCCUCGGUCGCUCAAGCUCGUUUGAGCGGAAGUGGCAAGCUGGACCGGACGAUGGAGGUGGGGUUCCGGUUCACUCGCACGACAUCGGCUUUGCAUUUGAGGCUUGCGUGGCGGAUAGCAUGCUGCCGUGGACGGGGCAAAGGAAGCGAGCGAGUGGCAUGUGCGCUGCGCAUGGACAAAAGAGUGUGCAUAUCGGCUUGAAGCCGGCCGAGCGAUCGGCAGUCAAUCCGAAAGAAGGGGUCAAAGAGCGUGGCACGGCGAUCAGGCUGCCGGACGACACUGGCACGGAUCGCCAUGCCAGUCAGGAACCUCAGGGCGGCAGAUUGUUGCACGUCUUGGGAUGCCCUGGCCAAUUUGACCGGAGGCUGUAG